GUAUUGUACGUCCUGAAUAUCAAUAAAAAGUGUCGUAGAGAAUACCCUGGUCCUGGUCUAAGGUUGCUUAAAUAAUCUUUCAUUUCAGCCAUUGGUAUUAAAAGUACCUGUAUCAGUUGUGAAAUCUUACGAUCCGACUAAUAUUUGUGACCUAUUAAUUCAUAAAUGCAAAUUUGUUGUACUUUGUUGUCAUUUCACACAAAUUUAAAUGUAUUAAUUCAGUUUAUUUACAUAAUAAUAUUGCUGUAAAUUAAACUUGUGACAAGUUCAACAAUAAUUCCUCAAUUUCAUUUUAAUAGAAUCAUUUUGAAUUAUAUUUUCAGCACAAUAACCUUAUACAAAAUAUGCUACCAAAUUUUACAUCGUCAGAAACUUUCACCAAUGAAGUUCAAACACAGAUUCCUGAAUCUGGAAGAUGUCCAACGACAGGCGUUUUGUUCGAAAGUGAAGUCGAUAUGCUCGAUGGUGGAUUGGCGGAAAACACUGUGAUUACCAGAAGAGCUGAGAAACGAAAGUUAGAACUGGUCUGGAGGAACAUAAUUUUAUUUAGCUUUCUACAUUUGGGGGCGGUGUAUGGGGCGUGGCUGCUGGUUACCUCGGCAAAGUGGUUAACAAGUACAUUGGUUUUUUCAUUGUUCUUUAUAACUGGUUUUGGGGUAACUGGCGGGGCUCAUAGGCUUUGGGCCCAUCGAACAUACAAAGCCAAAUGGCCCUUGAAGCUAAUUUUAGUUAUUGUUAACUCAAUGGCCUUCCAAGAUUCGAUCUUUUGCUGGGCCAGAGAUCAUCGGGUCCACCACAAGUAUUCCGAAACCGAUGCCGAUCCACAUAAUGCCACAAGAGGUUUCUUCUUCUCGCACGUGGGUUGGUUGUUGUGCAAGAAGCACCCUGAUGUUCUAGCCAAGGGUAAACUAAUUGAUCUUUCAGAUCUGAAAGCUGACCCUUUUGUAGCGUUCCAGCAUAGAUAUUACAAUCCCCUAAUGCUGUCAUUGUGCUUCGUUGUACCAACUCUUAUUCCGAUGUAUUUUUGGAAUGAAACUUUAUUAAAUUCAUUCUUCAUUUGGGCAAUUUUUCGUUGGUGUUAUACCUUAAACGCUACAUGGUGUGUAAAUAGCGCAGCUCAUGCUUUUGGUUACCGAUCAUACGAUAAAUCCAUCAGACCAUCUGAAAACCUUACACUAUCAAUAGUGACGUUCGGCGAAGGAUGGCAUAACUAUCACCAUGUCUUCCCAUGGGAUUACAAAGCAUCUGAAUGGGGUGCUUCGGUACUGAAUACUACAACUCUUGUAAUUAAUCUUUUCGCUAAAAUCGGCUGGGCUUACGAUCUCAAGACGGUUUCAAGAGAUGUGAUCGAGAGACGUGUAAAAAGGACAGGCGAUGGCUCACACAACGUGUGGGGCUGGGGUGAUAAGGACCUUACAAAGAGUGAUAAAGAUGAAGUAUUGAUCAUAAAUAAAAAAGUU
Eupeodes corollae is the source of this 1460-nucleotide messenger RNA. RefSeq names its product acyl-CoA Delta-9 desaturase-like. NCBI's taxonomy places the organism in Eukaryota, Metazoa, Arthropoda, Insecta, Diptera, Syrphidae. Gene Ontology annotation, molecular function: iron ion binding; stearoyl-CoA 9-desaturase activity. The transcript has 4 exons. The record is from RefSeq and is a predicted model, not a curated record. The annotation marks the transcript as partial. Gene Ontology annotation, biological process: unsaturated fatty acid biosynthetic process. Gene Ontology annotation, cellular component: endoplasmic reticulum membrane.